Molecule: messenger RNA, 522 nt
Organism: Fusarium vanettenii 77-13-4
Lineage: Eukaryota; Fungi; Ascomycota; Sordariomycetes; Hypocreales; Nectriaceae
Exons: 2
Coding region: 1-522 (173 amino acids)
Source: RefSeq, a predicted model, not a curated record
AUGCCACCCCUCUUCUUCUUCGGUGCGUUGGCCGGAAUCCUAGGCACCAUCUGUCCUCUCCAGCUGGAGAUAUACAACAUCAGCCAGCGUCAUCUCACCUUGUACCAGUUCUUGGGCAUAAAGCCGAACGCAACGGAGGAGGAGCUCCUCAUGACCUACCAGGCAUACGCCCAAAAGCUCGACGCUGAGAUCGGUACGUGCCUGGAUAAGCUGGUGGACGACGACGGCCAACGCAAGGGCGACCAAGUGCCCAAGGCGUGCAUCAGUGAUGCCUACGCCAAGGCCGAGAAGAAGUCACAGCUGGUUGCCGACACGACUAUCUUUCUUCUCGAUGAAAAUAACAAGAGCCAGUACAACAUUUACUUUAUGCCCUUGGUGUACCAGAUACACAUAGCUGAGGACAGUAUUGAUGAGAAAUCGGACCUGGGCAAGUGGAUGAAGGCAGCCGCGAACGUGGGAAAGCUGCAAGGCAGUGUCGAUGAUGUUUUCAAGAAGGUGUGCAAGGGGUUCAUGGACGAGUGA